UUACUCUGGCGGCAAGAAUUGAAAUAUAAGAAAAAGGAAAAGGAAAAGGAAAAGGAAAAGGAAAAGGAAAUCAGGAAUCAUUUCAUUACCUUUGUCCCUUUUUCUCUCUCUGCAUCAAUUAUUCAUUUCCAUUCCAAAACCAUAACCCUUCGCUCUGAAACAGUGCUCAGCACAAAGAAUGGAAGAAGCUGCCGCUGCCGCCUUGCUUCAAGUUCUAUUUGAAACCCUCAAGAAUGAGGUCUCACUUGUUCGAGGUUUCAGAAAUGAAGCACAACAGUUAAGUCAGAAUCUGGACAUGAUCCAGAAAUUCUUGAGUGAUGCAGAGAUGGGCUCCAUCCCCGGUGAGGCUGUCAGUGUCAAGAAGUGGCUCACGGAUCUCGGAAACGUGGGGUUCGAUGCUGACAACGUUUUGGAUGAAAUCAAAUACCAUCAACUCUCCAAACAAAGCAAUGCUAUGAAACAAAAGGUAUUAUCAUACUUCUCAUGCUGCCUUCAUAUUUCACGUGCUCCAAGUAUGGCUCAUAGAAUCCAACAAAUCAAUGGGAAUUUGGGGGUCAUUAACCAAAGGGCUGCCGACCUUGGCCUCGUCGGGAGACUUGCUGCUGCUGUGCCCACUUUGCCUGACGUUGCUCGUGAAACUCACUCAUUCUCUCUUGAUCCAAUUUUUAUUGGAAGAGAUGAGAUGAUGUCAGAAAUAGUUGAACAGCUUUCCGCUUGUAUCACAACUGAUGUACGUAUUUCCAUCCUUGCCAUUGUGGGAAUGGGAGGAUUGGGGAAGACAACUUUGACUAGGAAAGUCUUCCAUCUUCUCAAAGAAAAAGGAUCUGUUUGGAUCACAUAUUUGGGUGCAUGUUUCUCGAAUUUUUGAUCCACUCAUUCUUUUCAACAAAAUCCUCAAAGGAUUAACUUCUCCUGAUCAAGUCGAAAUUGGGGAUAAGGAAGGUGUUUUAAAAAAACUUGUCGAUGCCUUAAAAAAUAAAUCGUAUCUUCUUAUUCUUGAUGAUAUUUGGAAUGAAAGUGUUCUCACAUGGGAAGAAUUUAUUCAUCCCUUGUUGCGCAUUAGUUCUAUGAAAGGUAAUGCGAUUGUUGUUACCACCAGAAGUAUGGACGUCGCUUCAAUUAUGAAUCCACUUCGUACACUUGAGCUGCAAAUGUUAUCAGAUGAAGAUUGUUGGUCAAUUAUCAAAGAAAAAACUUUUGGAAAAGAACUUGAGGCCUCUGGAACUAAGAUUGCAGAAAAAUGUAAAGGUUUGCCAUUAGCUGCUAGCGUAGUAGGUGGAGUACUACUGUGUGAUAAAUCUGAAGUAAGAUGGCAUUCAAUCAAAGAGAAUUGGCUUUCACGCUAUGAAGGAAAUGAUAUCGAACGGAUAUUGAAGUUCAGUUUUGAUAAUUUGUCUCUACCGUCACUCAAAAAGUGUUUUGCAUAUUGUUCGAUUUUUCCUAAAGGUUACAAAUUUAAAACACAAACUCUGAUUGAGUAUUGGAUGGGCGAAGGAUUUCUUGAAGCUGAUGAAAGCAGUGACAUGGAAUCUAUGGGAGAAAAAUUUAUCCAUGUUCUUCUACGCAGCUCUUUACUGCAAAUUGCAGAAAGAGAUGUUUAUGGAAAUGUGGAAAGUUGUGUGAUGCAUGAUCUUCUGCAUGAACUUGCAGCUUCUGUUUUAAGAGGUUCUUUUAAGAAAGAUUAAAUUACCCGAGUUCGAUACAUGUUUCUCGAAGAAGAUUCAAUUGCUGUUCUAAAAACAAAUGAAAAAUAUUUGCGUACAUUACUGUCCAGGUAUCACAUGAAUGAUUACAUGUUCUCAAACUUUGAAUCUCUUCAUGUUUUAACUUCUGGAGGUUGGGAUGCUGAAGAGUUGUCAAGUGAAAUCAAGAAGUUAAUACAUUUGAGAGUUCUUGAUAUUGACGAAUCAUCUAUUGAAUAUCUUCCUGAUUGGAUUGGUGAACUCUUGCACUUGCAGACACGGAGAGCUUGUAAUAGUGAGUUAAAGAAACUUCCAAGUACUUUGAAGAAGUUGAGAAACUUAAGGCAUCUUUAUAUUGAGAAAGAUGUAGAGUUGUUUGCCGAGAUUGGUCUGUUAACUUCCCUCAGGACCCUAAAGUUUUUUAGGGUGGGCGACAAGAAUGGCUACAAAAUUGAAGAGCUCGGAAGUUUGAAUUGUCUCAAAGGAAAACUGCAAAUUGAUAACCUUGAAAGGGUUCAUAACAAGGAAGAGGCUAAGAAAGCAAAUCUAUGUAACAAGCCAAAAUUAUUGAAGUUGUAUUUGGGAUGGGAGAUUGGUAGAGAAAGUGACACUACAAAUGAUGAGAAUAUGUUGGAAUGCCUCCAACCUCCCUCACGUCUGGAGAAGUUGGUGAUUAAAGGAUUUGGAGGCAAAAGACUUCCAUCAUGGACUCGAAAUAUGGAAGUUGAUAAUGGACGUCAAGGUUGUAGGCUACCACUUAACAAGUUGGUUAAGAUAAGACUCUCCGACUGCUCAGAAUGUGAAGAAAUCCCAAUGUUUGGGCAGUUGCCAAAUCUCAAGUGUCUUGGGUUGUACAGAUUGAGGAAUGUGAAGUCCAUAAAUUCUUCAUUCUAUGUAUCAGUGAAUGAUGAUACACAUACUGUUUUCCCAGCGCUAGAAGAGCUGGUGUUGGUUACCUUGCCUAAGCUCACAGUGUUGAAGGGAAUAGAAUCAGUGGAUGCAAGUGCUGUCAGUGCAUUUCCUCGCCUUCAACACUUGAUGAUCGAGGAUUGCCGAGUUUUCCUUCCCAUUUCUGGUCGUCCCUCAAAUAUUUGAAUUUUCGUCGUAUUGGCAGACAUGUUUCAAACGGAAUUAACGUUGCUAACGGAGCUUUGGAUAGAUGGAGUAGAUGAUGUAGAAAGUCUCCCAGAUGGGCUAUUCUAUAGAAAUCCAAAUCUCUCAAAGUUGACUAUAAUUCAGUGUUCCAAUUUGAGAGAAAUACAAGACGGUGUAGGCACCCUCAGUUGUUUGAAAGUAUGUCGCAUAAGUGAUUGCCCAAAUCUGAAACGGAUAGGAGAUCAACCAUCACAAGAAAGUCUCAGAUCCCUUACAACUUUGUGGAUAAGGAAGUGCGAGGCUUUGCUGUAUUUUCCAUGUGAAAUGCUAGGUGUUGAAGGAUUUAAGUAGCCUAGAGAAUCUACCCGGCCGUCUCCUAAAAUCCCCCCGUUUAACACAUGUGACAAUCUCAAUUCAUGACCACUUGUUUUGUUGAGAGUCCCCCUCCUUUUAGUAGGUUGGCAUGGUUAAGCAUAGAUGCUAGUGUGGGGGGAUUAAUGGAGACUGUUAAUGGCAUAUUGCAAGGAUGCUGCAGCUCGCUUAUUCGCUUACAAUUGAAGGGGAUGGAAAGUUGGGAAAAGCUGCCGGAAUCGAUUCAACACCUCACUAAGAGUUACCUGAAUCUCUAAGGCAGUUGCGUAUACAAGAUUGUAAGAAGUUAAAGGCAUCUACCCUCUAUGGAUGCAAUGCGGCGCCUCACUGAAUUAAACUCCUUAUAUAUAGAGGGAUGCCCAGAAAUAUGUGUUGAAGCUGAUUCUCAAUGCCCCAACAUUUCCCAUAUCCGUUACAUCUAUAUUGAUGGACGCCGCAUCCAAGAUCAAAGCAGAAGGAAAGGUUCGUGUUUGAGUUUGAGUUGCUUCUAGAGAGUGAGGAGGUGAAGGAGUGUGUGCCCAUUAAUUUUCUUCAACUUGAUGUCAACAUUCUUCAAAUUCAAAUAGGUUAGGCAAUUGUCUGCGCUGUGUGUCUUUCUCAUUCCGCAAAGUGGUGGCAGAAAAAGAUGAAGCAAAGACUUGUGUUAGAGCAACGUCCAAAUUUGCUUACCAACAAACUUUGACAGUUGUACUCAUUUUAUCCCCGUUUGGUGCAUGAAAUUUGUGAAAUGUAAGGUAUUUUAAGAUGUUUGGAUUGGUUUUGUUGUUGUAAUUUAUCAAACAAGAUCCUAUGUUUUGUAGUUAUAUCAUGGUCUUUUAUCUUA
Messenger RNA from Salvia splendens (bonfire salvia), 3972 nucleotides. RefSeq names its product putative disease resistance protein RGA3. The record is from RefSeq and is a predicted model, not a curated record. The coding region runs from base 1704 to 2777 and encodes 357 amino acids. Lineage: Eukaryota; Viridiplantae; Streptophyta; Magnoliopsida; Lamiales; Lamiaceae. The transcript has 3 exons.